Messenger RNA from Medioppia subpectinata, 2445 nucleotides. The record is from the annotation of a GenBank genome assembly. NCBI's taxonomy places the organism in Eukaryota, Metazoa, Arthropoda, Arachnida, Sarcoptiformes, Oppiidae.
AUGGUUGAAAACAAACGCCUAAACAAUGAGUUGUUGUUUACAAACAAUGACAAUGAUUUAGAAGUUGUCGUCACUAAUGAAGACUCGGACGAAGAGUGGAGGCCAUCGACUUCGGCGGCCGAUAAGCGGUUGAAAAGGAAACUUUUUCGGCCGCCGGUCGGCGAAACUCAGGCCAUAUAUGAGUGCGAUUUCGAGGGCUGUACUAAGAGUUACAGUUUGGCGAGAAGUUUAACGCGGCAUCGAUUGGAUCACAUGAACGCACCGACCGAUGGAUCCAUUGACCCGAUCUAUGAAACAGAACAAUACAAACGGCUGAAAAAGUUGAGACAUUUGUCGCGCAAGACAUCGGAAACGUUUCGAUGCGAUCGCGAGGGCUGUGAAUAUCAGACAAACGUUUGGGACUCUCUUAAGAGACACCGGAUGUCGCACAACAACCCGGCCUCAGAGGCCCAGCGAGAGAGGCGUCGGGAGCUGAAGAGUCGGUGCUAUGACUCGACCACUAAUACCUAUAUCUGUGACCACACGGGCUGUCAGAAAGUGUACAAAUUGUUUGAACGAUUGAGACAACACGUGAUCCGUACUCACAAAGUCGAGAACGUGGUCUGCGAUUACGCCGAUUGCGGCAAAGUCUGUAAGAAUAAGACCAGUCUGAACAGGCAUUACAUAGGGAUGCACUGCGAGCGGCAGUUCCCGUGUCCGCACCCCAACUGCGGCCGUCUAUUACCCAAUGCUUCCGAUUUGAAGAAACAUCAAGUUAUGCACCAAACGGAUCGGCCGUUUGCCUGCGAUUUCAAUGGCUGUCACAAGACAUUUAAGGACAAAUACAGGCUUAAGAGACACCAAUUGAUUCACAGCACUGAACCCACCUAUAAGAGAGUCUAUAAUAAGAGGAACACAUCAGAAAUAGAAGACAAUAGCAAUGAAGUGGACAAUGAUUUCGGGGAAGAGAUGGCCGCUAAUGAAGACUCGGACGAAGAGAGGAGGCCAUCGACUUCGGCGGUCGAUAAGCAGUUGAAAGGGAAACCCCUUCGGCCGCCGGCGGAUGAAACUCAGGCGGUAUAUCAGUGCGAUCUCGAAGACUGUGACUACUGCACCCACUUGUGGCCAAAUCUGGUCGCACACCGAAAAACACACGACAAUCCCAAGAGUGAAGACAACGAACCGAACAUUGGGUGCGAUUACGACGAUUGCCCGAAACUCUUCAGAACACACGACAUCAUGAGAAGACAUUACCGGCGCUCUCAUCGGAACUCCAAGAGUGUUGAGCCGUCCACUAGUGAUACGGCAUAUGAGUGUCCGCACGAGGACUGCGAUCGUCGGUAUAGGAAUAGACAGCAAUUGGACCGGCAUUUAGUCGCUCACCAAACGGCACAUCCGUUUGCCUGCAAUUUCGAGGGCUGUCUCAAGAGUUACCGAUCGGCUGUCGGUUUAAGAAAGCAUCGAUUGAAUCACUUGAGCGCACCGACCGAUGGAUCCAUUGACCCGAUCACUGAAACAGAACAAUAUAAACGGCUCAAAAAGUUGGGACAAUUGUCGCGCAAAACAUCGGAAACGUUUCGAUGCGAUCGCGAGGGCUGUGAAUAUCAGACGAAUGUUUACCAAUAUCUUUGGGCACACCGGAGGACGCACUACAACGCGGCCACAGAAGCCCAGCGAGAGAUGCGUUGGGAGCUGAAGAGACGGUGUUAUGACUCGACCACCAAUACAUAUAUCUGUGACCACACGGGCUGUGAGCGAGUGUACAAAUUGUUUGAUCGAUUGAAACGACACUUGAUUCAUAGCCAUACAGUGGAGAAAGUGGUCUGCGAUUACGCCGAUUGCGGCAAAGUCUGUAAGAAUAAGCACAGCCUGAAUAGGCAUUACAUAUCGAUGCACUCCGAUCGACAGUUCGCGUGUCCGCACCCCAACUGCGGCCAUAUAUUACGCAAUGCUUCUGAUUUGAAGAACCAUCAAGUUAUGCACCAAACGGAUCGGCCGUUUGCCUGCGAUUUCAACGGCUGUCACAAGACAUUUAAGGACAAAUACAGGCUUAAGAGUCACCAAUUGAUUCACAGCACUGAACCCACCGUUAAAUGCACUGUCGAUGGAUGUACUCAACUAUUCUUAACCCAGUAUUUCAUGAUUAGACACCGCAUUGCUGUCCAUAACUUUAAGCCAUACGAUACGAAAAAACAUACGUUUACGUGUCAGUGGCCGGGAUGUGAGUACACGACCCAAAUUAAGCACCGAAUGGACUUACAUAAGAACAUGCAUACGGGUGAACGACCCUAUGUCUGCGAAUGGCCCGAAUGCGGCAAAGGGUUCAACGAUCCGAGUGGUCUGCGGACACAUAUGAAUAUACACCAGAAUGUGCAGCCAUUCGCCUGUCAUUGGCCCGGAUGUACGUACAGGUCAUCCGAUCACUCGUCGAGAUAUAAACACAUGAAAUCAGUUCACAAAAAGUGA